Symbiodinium natans is the source of this 1485-nucleotide messenger RNA. The record is from the annotation of a GenBank genome assembly. Lineage: Eukaryota; Dinophyceae; Suessiales; Symbiodiniaceae.
AUGGCGUCCGAGCCAGCAGCAGAGCCCACUCCCAUUGGCUCCAACCGCUGGGGUCGCGGCAUAUUGCUUGCGCUGUGCGUCAAGUACAUUGCCGAGACUGGUGCGAGUGGAUUGGCAAUGUUCCACCUACUGCUGUCGAUUGUGUUGGCAGCUCUCCCACAAGAGGUGGAAAUUGGCGCCAUUCUGGAUGGCACGAGCGAGAUUGGCAUCUUGCAGAUGGCCAACAUGCUGGAGGCCAUUGAAAAGGCUAUUGAGCGACUGUCUUUGGCGAUUGCAGAGGCAAGCGAUGGUCUGCAAACCAUUGGGACGCCGCUCGAGCCCCUUCAACUUCUCAAGAAUGCCUAUGUGAGAAGUGCAUUGCCGACGAGAUUGGCCUACUGCCACAUCACUCUGCGAAUCUGGCAAUUGGCAAUGGAAGAAGUCAAUUCGCACGUCAGUAUGAACGAAUUGAUCGGGGAUUCGCCGCUUGGCAUGGUUGGACACAUUGCCUACGCCAAGGCAUUGUGUUAUGACUGCAUUGUUCACAAGACGCCGCAGCCUGUGGACAUUGAUGCACUUGAGAACAUAUGGUUGAUUGUGGCAUUGCCCAUGACGAUGAUCAACGCUCUGAUUGAUGACACAGAGAUCGAUUGGGAAGUGCCACUGGCAUUGACCAUCCAGCAAAAGCUUUCUGCUGUCGUGCUGGGAUUGAGCACCAAUUGGCACAUUGUGGUCCCAAAGUCAUUGGCCACCUGCUACGGAGGCUUUCAGGCGCAAGUGAAUGCCCAUUGCGAAGAGGUCCCCUGCGUUGUGGAUGAUGGCACCCACGGGGACAUUGAUCCUAGGCAUCACUCUGAUGGCGCCGGCACAAAUAGCACCGCCUGCCAUGCCAAUCCUCAGCAUGAUGAUAUCUUCAAGGCUCUCCGUCAUACAUGGUCAAGCCGACUCUCCGCUUCCGGCCUCGUGCCCAAGAUUGUCACCGCGCUGUCUUCUGGCAACAAGACCCCUCCUCUGACGCAAAAGGAACUACAACCGUUCCUGGAAGAUAUCCGCCUCUUCUUGCACGUCACCUGCGAUGUCACAUGGCAAUCCCUCAUGCAAGUGGAUGAGGGCCAGCCGUGCCGCCUCAACCUUUGGCAUGCCUCUCGCUCAUCUCUAAGGCGCACCGGCGCCUUGAGAUACUGCCUGCAGACCAGGGCCUCCUUUGCUUCCGACAUCGGGGCCGCCUUUAUCAGUGCCUCACACUCAACUUUGGUCCCCGCGCUUGUCCGCCUGACUCACCGCUUCUGGUGGGUGUCCCACUCUGCACUGAUUUACGUGGACGAUAUACUUGGUCUGCUUGAGAAAUCAUCCGCCCCGCUCAUGGCCAGUCUGCUGGUGGUCCUGCUUCAAAUCCUUCGAGUUCCGAUGAGCUGGCACAAACAAAGCCAAACUCUCAGCCCGGGUUGUCUGGAUCGGUUGGCAGCGCUUGCUGGAUCUUCUCCAGCAGUGUUGCGGCUUGCAUAA